Ctenopharyngodon idella (grass carp) is the source of this 2100-nucleotide messenger RNA. RefSeq names its product cellular communication network factor 1, like 1 (gene ccn1l1). NCBI's taxonomy places the organism in Eukaryota, Metazoa, Chordata, Actinopteri, Cypriniformes, Xenocyprididae. Gene Ontology annotation, biological process: signal transduction. Gene Ontology annotation, cellular component: extracellular region. Bases 111 to 1295 code for a protein of 394 amino acids. Gene Ontology annotation, molecular function: protein binding. The record is from RefSeq and is a predicted model, not a curated record. The transcript is spliced from 5 exons.
AGUCACUAAGAGAAUUGAGUGGAGCAGAGCUUUACAGUUUUAUUGCAAUUCUUAGACUUUAAGGGGUGAGUGAAGAUUGCCAACCAACCAAAUUCUUUUUGAACUGACAGAUGCAGAGGAACACAAACAUUUUGGAUAAAACUAUGUCACCUCUAAGGAGCAUACUAAGGCAAGGACAUUUUUUCACACUGGUGCUGCUGUCAUGGGUCGCUGUGGAGGUGCAGGGUGGCUGUCCAUCGAAAUGCUCUUGCCCUUCAUCUCCCCCCUCGUGUCCUGCUGGUAUCAGUUCGGUUCUUGACCCAUGUGGGUGCUGUCGGGUCUGUGCCAGGCAGUUUAACCAAGACUGCAGCCCUACUGAGCCCUGCGACCACAUCAAAGGACUGCGCUGCCACCUAGGGGCCGAAGGAGACCCUGACAAAGGCUUGUGUAGAGCUGAGGCUCAAGGUCGCCCAUGUGAGCUGGAUGGACGGAUCUAUCAGCACGGCGAGGACUUUCAGCCAACUUGUGAGCAUCAGUGCACAUGUGUUGAUGGAGUAGUCGGCUGCAUCCCACUGUGCCCACACCGCAUUUCUCUACCCGACUGGCCCUGUUCCCGCCGCCGCCUCACCAAACUGCCUGGCCGCUGCUGCCAGGAGUGGGUGUGUGAUGAUGACAACCGCAUUGCUGAAGUGGAUCCGCUGCCUGACGCACCUCCACAAAAGCACACUUACCUCACAGGCAACGAGUUACUUGUAGCUCCAUCUCCUUCUUGGGACAGCAGUGCAGGAGCCCCUUAUCAAGAGUGGAUUUCAUCCUCUAAGUCCCAUGCCAUCCCUCCAUCCACCUGCUUACUGCAGGUCACUGAUUGGUCCCCGUGCUCAGCCACCUGUGGAAUGGGCGUGUCCAGCCGUGUAACCAAUAGUAAUCCUGAAUGUCAGCUCGUCAGCGAAACUAGGCUUUGUCAGAUACGAGAGUGUGGCAUCAACCUUGCACCAUCACACAAGAAAGGAAAGAAGUGUCAGAGGACCACACGAACACAGAAACCUGUGCAGAUGGUAUUUGCAGGAUGCUUUACUGCUCGCCGAUACCGGCCACGUUCAUGUGGAUCCUGCUCAGACGGUCGCUUUUGUGUUCCCUCUGUGACGCGUACGGUCCGUCUACACUUUCACUGUCCUGAGCCAGAACGAGACGACUUUACCCGCAAAGUCAUGUGGAUACAGCGCUGCAGCUGCAGUCAAAGAAACAGCAGACAAGGCCUGACAUCACAAGCAGAGUUCCUCAAUCUGCCAAACGAUAUUCACACAUACGCACAUUGACAUUAACUCAAAAACACAUUCAAAAGCAUUUUCUCACAUUUCUAUGGAUCUACUGUAUCCAAUUUUCUGUGGAAACAUUUUAGCUCAGCAUUCAACAAUACAACAAUAGUCUCAAUAUAUCAAUAAUAUGUAUAUAACUUAUAGAUUGCUGUUUUAUUAGGUAUGUGAUACAGGGGAUAUAUGGUAUUUAUAUGUAAGUAAGAGGUAAAUUAUGCUUGUAAAGUUUGUUUCAGACAGACACACACACACAUUGGGUUUCCAUGUUUUAUGGGGACUUUCCAUAGACGUACUGAUUUUUAUACUGUACAAACUGUAUAUUCUAUCCCCUAACCCUAAACCUGCCCAUCACAGAAAACUUUUUGCAUUUUUAAAUUUUCAAAAAACAUCAUUAUGUAUGAUUUAUAAGCUGUUUUCCUCAUGGGGCCCACAAAAUGUCCCCACAAGGAUUUUGAAUAUUGCCAUCUUUGUGGAGACUUUUUGUCCCCAUAAUGUAGGUUUUAUCAAGACCACAAACACACACACACACACACACACAAUAUAUAUAUAUAUAUAUUUACCAUUUUCACUAUAAUUCAAUAUUCAUACCCCUUUUUACUGUAUAUAGUGUAAAUAUGUUUCUGUCCUACUGUACAUAUCUGAUAUGUUUGUUUUUAUUUUAUAAUAUUUAACAGACUUCAGUUCUUGUGAAGUGUCAUAUUCAAACUUCAAUUUUUUGAGGUGAAUGGCAAAUAACAAAUAUGGAGCAAAGACAUUUUAUGCAUAUUUUAGUAGUUUCAUUUUGUAAAAUAAAAUGUACUAUAUGUUA